AUGAUGUUUAAAAUUGUGAUUAAAAAAUUUUAUGUUCUAGACGGGAGAAGCUCACAUAACAAUGGAAAAAUUGGCCUUGAAUUUGGACUGUUGCAGUGGGGUUUAGGCAAAUUUCCAAAAGUUGUCUCCCUUUGGUUAUGGAUGCAGUUGAGUGCACUUAUAAUUGUUUACCCUGGAUUCUACGGUUGGACUAUGUACAGACCUGAAGGAAAAGUCGAUAGUAAAGAUCAUGACAAAGCAGAUAUGUGUCCAGAUUUCUCCAAAUAUUUAUACUUUCUAUUUGCACCAACACUUGUAUACAGGGACAAUUAUCCAAGAACAGCCACAAUACGUUGGGGAUAUGUCGUGAGCAAUUUUGCCCAGGUGUUAGCCUGUACCUUGUAUAUCUACUACAUAUUUGAAAGAUUCUGUAUAACAGUGUUCAGAAACUUCAACAGGGACCAUGUUUCAGCCAAACUUUUUAUCACAUCUGUGUUCAGCUGUAUGCUACCAGGGGCAUUGACAUUGUUACUAGGGUUUUUUGCAAUACUGCAUUCCUGGUUCAAUGCAUUUGCUGAAAUGUUAAGAUUUGCAGAUAGAAUGUUUUAUAAGGAUUGGUGGAAUACAACAUCAUUUGCUAGUUACUACAGAACGUGGAACAUUGUUGUACAUGACUGGCUUUAUACAUAUGUCUAUAAAGAUUUAAGCAAAUUGCUGGGACCAAAGUAUAGAAGUAUAUGUAUGGCUUGUGUUUUUCUCCUAUCUGCGAUAGUUCAUGAAUAUGUUAUGGUGAUGGCGCUAGGGUUCUUCUAUCCUGUUUUGUUUGUCAUGUUCAUGGGAGCAGGUUUUGGUUUUAUAUUUGUGAAGGGAACAGGUCGCAGUUGGAAUGUAUUUUUAUGGUUAGCCCUGUUUAUGGGUAUGGGAGUUUUAUUCUGUGUAUACAACAUGGAAUGGUUUGCAAGACAGAAUUGUCCAGAAAAUUAUGACCAUUUUAUCGAUUAUGUCGUACCAAGAUCAUGGACCUGCAAUUUUGAUGCCAUGAAAAACAACUCGCAGUCCUGAUAGAGUUGGGAGGGAGACAUUGUAACAUUAUAUUCUUAUUCUUUAUGUAAUCAUCAUUCUCCUGUAAUAAUUAGCAGGUUGAGAUUUAGUACUUGUAUAAUGUACAUAAAAACUACAUAAAAUUAUAAGAUUUUUAACAUACAAUUCAGCAAGUACCUAAGUGUUGUACUACCUAAGGUGCCUAAUUAUGUCUCCCCCAGGAGACAUAUUGUUUUUGCCCUGUCCGUCCAUCUGUACGUACGUCACACUUCAUUUCCGAGCAAUAACUGGAGAACCAUUUGACCUAGAACCUUCAAACUUCAUAGGUUUGUAGGGCUGCUGGAGUAGAUGACCCCUAUUGUUUUUGGGGUCACUCCAUCAAAGGUCAAGGUCACAGGGGCCUGAACAUUGAAAACCAUUUCCAAUCAAUAACUAGAGAACCACUUGACCCAGAAUGUUGAAACUUCAUAGGAUGAUUGGUCAUGAAGAGUAGAUGACCCCAAUUGAUUUUGGGGUCACUCCGUCAAAGGUCAAGGUCACAGGGGCCUGAACAUUGAAAACCAUUUCCAAUCAAUAACUAGAGAACCACCUGACCCAGAAUGUUGAAACUUGAUAGGAUGAUUGGUCAUAAAGAGUAGACGACCCCUAUUGUUUUUGGGGUCACUCCGUCAAAGGUCAAGGUCACAGGGGCCUGAACAUUGAAAACCAUUUCUGAUCAAUAACUAAAGAACCACUUGACCCAGAAUGUUGAAACUUCAUAGGAUGAUUGUACAUGCAAAGUAGAUGACCCCUAUCGAUUUGGGGUCACUCCAUUACAGGUCAAGGUCACAGGGGCCUGAACAUUGAAAACCAUUUCCGGUCAGUAACUUGAGAACCACUUGACCCAGAAUGUUGAAACUUAAUAGGAUGAUUGGUCAUAAAGAGUAGAUGAUCCCUAAUGAUUUUGGGGUCACUCUGUGAAAGGUCAAGGUCACAGGGGCCCGAACAUAGAAAACCAUUUCCGGUCAGUAACUUGAGAACCACUUGACCCAGAAUGAUGAAACUUCGUAGGAUGAUUGGUCAUGCAGAGUAGAUGAACCCUAACAAUUUUAGGGUCACUCUGUUAAACUUCAAGGCCACAGGGGCCUGAACAUAGAAAACCAUUUCCAAUCAAUAACUUGAGAACCUCUCGACCCAGAAUGUUGAAACUUCAUAGGAUGAUUGUUCAUGCAGAGUAAAUGACCCUUAUUGUUUUUGGGGUCACUUCGUUAAAGGUCAAGGUCACAGGGGCCUGGACAUUGAUAACCAGUUCCGAUCAAUAACUUGAGAACCACUUGACCCAGAAUAUUGAAACUUCAUAGGAUGAUUGGACAUGCAGAGUAGAUGACCCCUAUUGAUUUUGGGGUCUGUCUAAUAAAGGUCAAGGUCACAGUGGCCUGUUCAUGUAAAAUCAUUUUUUGGAAAUAACUUUAGAACCACUUGACCUACAUUGUUGAAACAUAAUAGAAUGAUUGGACAUACAGAGUAGAUGACCCCUAUUUAUUUUGAGGUCACUUGAUCAAAGGUCAAGGUCACAGGAGCCUGAACAGUGACUUGAGAACCACUAGGCCACUAGUGUUGAAAUUUAGCGGGAUGACUGGACAUGCCAAGUAGAUGAUCCCUAUUGCAGCCAACCAUCAGUGUCUCUUUGACUUUCGCUCCUGACCCCUAUUGACUUCGUGCCUAUAGGACUUUGCAUUGGGGGAGACAUGCGCUUUUUUACUAAAGCAUUUUCUAGUUUCAAAUUUGGAUAUUCAUAAUUGCAAAACACAUCUAGCUUUGACAUUUGGGAAUUUAAAUAUUUGUGUUAAGCUAUUAAAUCACGGAACAGUUCUUGUACCCCCCGACAACAAAGUUGUAAGGGGGAGUAUACUGGUUUCAGGUUGUCUGUCUGUCCGUCUGUCUGUCUGUCCGUCUGGUCGUCUGUCCGUAGACGCAAUCUUGUGCGCACCAUCUCUCCUUAUCCCCUUGACAGAAUUUAAUGAAACUUCACACAAGUGAUCAGUACCAACAGUAGUUGUGCAUGGGGCAUGUUAGGUUCUUUUAGAAAAAAAAAUUUGCAGAGUUAUGGGACUUUGUUUUUUUGUUACUAUACUAUAGACAUAGACACAAUCUUGUGCGCACCAUCUCUCCUCAUUCCCUGGACACAAUUUAAUGAAACUUAACACAAGUGAUCAGUACCAACAGUAGUUGUGCAUGGGGCAUGUUAGGUUCUUUUAGAAAAAAAUUUGCAGAGUUAUGGGACUUUGUUUUUUGUUACUAUACUAUAGACAUAGACACAAUCUUGUGCGCACCAUCUCUCCUCAUUCCCUGGACACAAUUUAAUGAAACUUAACACAAGUGAUCAGUACCAACAGUAGUUGUGCAUAGGGCAUGUUAGGUUCUUUUAGAAAAAAACUUUGCAGAGUUAUGGGACUUUGUUUUUUUGUUACUAUAAUAUAUACAUAGACACAAUCUUGUGCGCACCAUCUCUCCUCAUCCCCUUGACACAAUUCAAUGAAACUUCACACAAGUGAUCAGUAACAACAGUAGUUGUGCAUGGGGCAUGUUAGGUUCUUUCAGAAAAAAAAAAUCCAGAGUUAUGGGACUUUGUUUUUUUGUUACUAUACUAUAGACAUAGACACAGUCUUGUGCGCACCAUCUCUCCUCAUCCCCUUGACACAAUUUAACGAAACUUCACACAACUGAUCAGUAACAACAGUAGUUGUGCAUGGGGCAUGUUAGGUUCUUUCAGGGACAAAAAUUGCAGAGUUAUGGGACUUUGUUUCUUGUUAACAUACUAUGUACAUACAGUCUUCAUAUGCAAUCUUGUGCGUGCCUAAUCUACCAAACCCUUGCACACAAUUUAAUGAAACUUCACACAAGUGAUCAGUACCAACCCUAGUUGUGCAUGGGCAUGUUACAUUCUUUUAGAUAAAUAUUCUGCAUAGUUAUGGGACUUUGUUUUUUGUUACUAUACUGUAUACAUACAGUCUAUAUACAUACAGUCCACAUAAUUAUGCAGUCUUGUGUGUGUCAAAUUGCAAUGUACUGUGUCAGUGCAUGCGGGGAGUACAUUCAUCACCUUUAGUGAUAGCUCUAGUUAGCUAAUGCAUUAUUUGUCUCACCUGAGCUUUGUUCAGUGUGAACUGUUGGUAUAGGUGGAUUAUCGGGUAUCCUGUGUCCUUCGUCCUGAGUUCUGUGUCAGCAUUUUUGUUUAAACAUCUAAAACCAUUUGGUAGAAGUUGAGGAAAAUUUAGCCUGGUUGCUUCUUGGAUAAUCCCCUACCAAAUUCAUCAAAAAAAUUCCAUUCCAUUUAGAAUUCUGGUUGCCAUGGCAACCAAAAGGAGCAUCAUAAAGCAUAUUCUUCUUCAAAACCACAAGGCCAAGAGCUUACAUAUUUGUUACAUAGCAUUGUCUAAUGUUCCUCAACAUAUUUAUUCAUAUCACGCCCCUGGAGUCAAAAUUGGUCCCACCCAGGGUUCACCUUUUUUUACACAGCCUAUAUUAAGGAAGAACUUUAAUAAUUCUUCCUACCUAAAACCUCAAGGCCUAAAGCUUAGAUAUUUGGCAUACAGCAUUGUGUAGAGGUCCCCGACCAAGAAAUCAUGUACCAAUUUUAGUCAGGAGAGCAAUACAGGUCAGUCAUUACCAUCUUGUUUGCCAUAUACGGAUUCCUUGUUUUCAGACACAGAUUGAAAUCUCAACCUCUUUAUUAAUGUCUUUCUGUGCCAACAAGGAUAACAAUGUCCUUUAUAUUUGAUGAAGUGUUUUUAGCUCGACUUUUCGAAGAAAAAGUAGAGCUAUUGUACUCGCCCCGGCGUCGGCGUCGCUGUUGGUUAAAGUUUUUGAUAAAGUCAAAUAUCUCUAUUACUAUUAAAGCUUUUGACUUGAAACUCAAAAUAGUUAUUUACUAGCAAAGUCUACACCAGGAGACACAAUUCCCAUAACUCAGGUUUGAAAUUUGACAGAGUUAUGUCCCUUUUUAACUUGGAAUUUUUUUUACUGGCAAAGCCCUAAUUCAGAGUCAAGCACUGAGAAAAGUCAAGCAUGCUGCCUUAUGGACAGCUCUUGUUAAUUUUAUACCUAUUUCUUUCUUCCAAUCAGUGAUUCACAUUUGUACCAUGUGACCAUCUAAUAUGUUUCUAUAUUGGAUACAGUAAUUUGGUAAUGCAACAACUUUAGUCUGAAUCUCCAAAUUAAUGAAUGGAAAAAGCUGUUGACUGGAGAAAGUAUGAAAUUCAGCAUCAUAAAAUGCUUGACGAUGUGACGUUUCUGUGUAAAUGUUUUAUGCAUGAAAUUGUUUCUGUCUGUGUUACCCUUCUUUUUUACUUAGAAAUAUAAGCAUAGCAUAAAAAGGUUACUUUACAUUGUGCUAUGCAGUACAGGGAGGUCGAAGGUUUAAGCCCCAUGGGGAGCGUUCGUCUAGGGGAUAUUUGUCAUGGAUCUCAUUCCGAAAAGGCCGGUUCGUGAGCCGCAAAAUUGUUAAAUGAAUGGUUAUCGACUUCUAUCCGCCUGGCGCCUGGCAUAGUGGUAGGAGUUGGGAGGUAAUUGGUACGCACAAUAAAGGUGUCUCAUAAGCCAAAUUGGCUGGCACUUUCAAUAGGGGUGACACUAUAAUAAACAAGACCUUUACGUUUUUACCUUUACCUUAUUCAGGCUCCUACUUAUAUGAUUAACAUUCUGUACUCACCUAUUGACUAGUCCAAUAUUUGUUCAAAUGGCUUCUGGUCUAAAUAUGUUGUAGUAUUGAACAACGAAGUUAAAUAAACCUAAUAAUAGUGUUCUGUGUAUGAUAAAAUCUUUAACAUUUUGAAAAAAAAAUCUUAAGGAUUUUCUCUACAAAUCAGUAACAUAAGACUGACAUUAAAGUAGAUAAACAUUUGUGGGAAGUGAUUUUUGGAUAAAACAUUUCUAUAUACCAGCAGGUGUGAGUUCUCGAAACUGUUUAACCCUCCAAUAUUUUGAAGUGACUUUCCUCCAAAUUGGUAACAGAAUAUCAUAUUUCUUCUAUUUUAUAGCACAUUACAGGAGCAUGGCUAUCACUUUUAAAUAGUGUGCUUUCUACAUAUAUAAAAGACUGUGCAAGACUUUUUGUAAAUACAUAAUGUAUAAAACACACUGAAUCACAUUCUGUCUCUACUGAUUUUUAUAUAAAUAGCAAAUGAAAGUACCUCCUAAAUUUUGGAAAAAAAAAACAGAAAAAAACAACAAAAAAACCAGAAAUCUAGAGUUCUGCUGCUAAGUCUGGAAUGAUUUAAUGCUUUAGUGAUACAUGUCACCUUCCUUUACUACUUUGCAGUUGUCUCCCCUUUCAUAUAAUAAUACCAUCCAUUGAUGUGUGGGUAGUUAUACUGUUAGAAAUGGAAAACGUUUAAUUGAUUUGGAUACAUUUAGACAUCAUAUAUUACAUUUAUUUAUAUUAUUUGAAUAAAACUACAUCAUGGUAGCUUUAACGUUUACAAACACUGAUGCACAAAGGUUAGCAGAAUAUAAAAGGUUAAAGAAAAAACAAGUUUGAAAACCAUUCUGUAAAAUGCAGCUUCUAAGUGGUCAUCUGAUCUUGAAACUUACCAAUGGCAAGGUUGAAUGACUGGUUUCCAAAUUUUAUUGUGUUGGAAUUAUAGACCUAGAGCAUUCAGGAAUACAGGCACACCUUAGUGUAUAUGGGUAGGCUGUAUUCAUCCUUGUUUCAAGUCUCAAAAUUUAACCUUUACCCAGCUAUAUUUUUAAAAUGGUCUGGUCCGUCAUUCAAUUUGGGCAGUACCACUUAUUAGUCCCCUACUGGUUGAAAACCAGUUUCGGGGACUAUAGGAAUGCGCUUUUCCGUCAUUCCAUCCGUCCGUCCGUCCGUCCGACCGCAAUUUCGUGUCCGGUCCAUAACUCUGUCAUCCAUGAAGGGAUUUUAAUAUUACUUGGCACAAAUGUGCCCCAUGAUGAGACGACCUGUCAUGCGCAAAACCCGGACCCCUAGCUCAAAGAUCAAGGUCACAAUUGGAGGUCAAAGGUCAACAGGGCUUUUUUCCUGUCCGGUCCAUAACUCUCCCAUCCAUGAAGGGAUUUUAAUAUUACUUGGCACAAAUGUUCCCCAUGAUGAGACGACGUGUCAUGCGCAAAACCCUGACCCCUAGCUCAAAGGUCAAGGUCACACUUAGAAGUCAAAGGUUAACAGGUGUCCGGUUCAAAACUCUGCCAUUUAUUCUGGCAUAUUUUGUGCAGACAAGUGUAGCAUUCUUGGGCACGCUUCAGGGACAUUUGUCACCAAUAGUGAUGGCUCUUGUUUUAGUUUUAUUUUCCAUCAAUAUUAUCAACAUGUGAAGUUUUCUACCCUCACCUGGUCACCGCCACGCCCCCACCUCCCCACCCCCCAAAAAAAAAUAUUUUUUUUUUUCAUUCCUUCUUAGCUCACCUGAGCACAAAGUGGAGGUCAAAGGUCAAAGGUCAAAAGGAGGUCAAAGGUCAACAGGGCUUUUUUCCUGACAGGUCCAUAACUCUCCCAUCCAUGAAGGGAUUUUAAUAUUACUUGGCACAAAUGUUCUCCAUGAUGAGAUGACGUGUCUUGCGCAAAACCUAGACACCUAGCUCAAAGGUCAAGGUCACAAUUUGAGGUCAAAGGUCAACAGGGUUUUUUUUCCUGUCGGGUCCAUAACUCUGCCGUCCAUGAAGGGAUUUUAAUAUUACUUGGCACAAAUGUACCUCAUAAUAAGACGAUAUGUCAUACACAACUUCCAGACCCCUAGCUCAAAGGUCAAGGUCACACUUAGCAGUCAAAUGUUAACAUAGCAUGAACAGGGUCUGUUUCGUGUCCAGUCCAUAACUCUGACAUUCAUUAAGGGAUUUUAAUAUUACUUGGCACAAAUGUUCCCCAUGAUGAGACGACGUGUCGUGCGCAAAUCCCGGACCCUUAGCUCAAAGGUCAAGGUCACAAUUGGAGGUCAAAGGUCAAUAUUUUUUUUUUCCUGUCCGAUCCAGAACUCUGUCAUCCAUCAAGGGAUUACAAUAUCACUUGGCAUAAUUGUUCCCCAUGAUGAGAUGACAUGUCGUGCGCAACACCCAGUACCCUAGCUUAAAGGUCAAGGUCACACUUUGAGAUCAAAGGUCAGUAGGAUUUUUUUCCUGUCCAGUCUAAAACUUUGUCAUGCAAAACAGGAUUUAGAUAUCAGUUGGCACAAAUAUUCCCCUGGAUGAGACAACAUGUUAUGCCGCAGAACCCAAGCCCAGGGUCUAAUGUCAAGGUCACACUUAGAGACCAAAGGUCAGACACUAGAAUGACUUUGUCUGGAGCAUUUCUUCUUCAUGCAUGGAGGGAUUUUGAUGUAACUUGGCACAAAUGUUCACCAACAUAAGAUGGAUUGUCGUGCGCAAAAACCAGGUCCCUAGGUCUAAGGUCAAGGUCAUAUUUAGAGGUCAAAGGUCAAAUUCAAGAAUGACUUUGUACGGAGCAUUUCUUCUUCAUGCAUUGAGGGAUUAUGAUGUAACUUGGACCAAAUGUUCACCACCAUGAGGCACCCUUGUUUUUAGAAUUACGUCCCUUUGUUUUACUGUAAAUAGAUUUUAUUGUAACUUUUUUAUUAUUGGCCGUAGAGAAAAAUCGAGACCACUUUUCUGUGGUACAACAUGCAUGUUACAUCCAUUUUUAGCUCAUCUGAUUUUUUGAAAAAAAAUGAUGAGUUAUUGUCAUCACUUGAGCGGUUGUCGGCGUCGGCGUCGGCGUUGCCUGGUUAAGUUUUAUGUUUAGGUCAGCUUUUCUCCUAAACUAUCAAAGCUAUUGCUUUGAAACUUGGAAUACUUGUUCACCAUCAUAAGCUGACCCUGUAUAGCAAGAAACAUAACUCCAUCUUGCUUUUUGCAAGAUUUAUGGCCCCUUUUGUACUUAGAAAAUAUCAGAUUUCUUGGUUAAGUUUUAUGUUUAGGUCAACUUUUCUCCUAAACUAUCAAAGCUAUUGCUUUGAAACUUGGAAUACUUGUUCACCAUCAUAAGCAGACCCUGUACGUCAAGAAUCAUAACUCCAUCUUGCUUUUUGCAAGAUUUAUUGCCCCUUUUGGACUUAGAAAAUCAGUUUUCUUGGUUAAGUUUUAUGUUUAGGUCAGCUUUUAUCCUAAACUAUCAAAGCUAUUGCUUUAAAACUUGCAACACUUGUUUACCAUCAUAAGUUGACCCUGUAUAGCAAGAAACAUAACUCCGUCCUGCUUUUUGCAAGAUUUAUGGCCCCUUUUUGACUUAGAAAAUAUCAGAUUUCUUGGUUAAGUUUUAUGUUUAGGUCAACUUUUUCUCUUAAACUAUCAAAGCUAUUGCUUUGAAACUUGGAAUACUUGUUCACCAUCAUAAGCUGACCCUGUACAGCAAGCAACAUAACUCCAUCCUGCUUUUUGCAAUAAUUAUUGCCCCUUUUGGACUUAGAAAAUCAUUUUCUUGGUUGAGUAUUAUGUUUAAGUCAACUUUUCUCAUAAACUAUUAAAGCUAUUGCUUUAAAACUUGCAACAGUUUUUCACCAUCAUAAGUGGACACUGUACAUCAAGAAACAUAACUCUAUCCUGCUUUUUGCAAGAAUGAUGGCCAUUUUUAGACUUAGAAAAUCAUGGGUAGGACAAUAUUUCUAUUACACAAAAAAAAUCAGAUGAGCGUCAGCACCCGCAAGGCGGUGCUCUUGUUUAGGUGUAUUUUGACCUAUCUCUACCUGGUAAAGAGUUUCUUGUGGACUUAUAUUAUAUAGAUUUUUUUUUUUUUUUUUUUUUUUUUUUAAGAUUAAUUUCCCUUUGUAGGUACUAUAAAUAACUUAUAUGAUAACUUUUUUAUAAUCGGCAAAAACAUUUCAAUAUGAAAACAACUGUUGGUUUUUAUAUAUGCACAUUUUAAUCCAAGUGUGUUGUUAUAACAUAUUGUAUAUAAUAGUACAAUAUUGUUUAUACAUCAUUGACAUAUAUCAGUUCAUGAUGUUAUACUGCAGUAGAGAAAACUAGGUGCCUUCCAGUAGGGGACUUUGUAUUGCAUGGCAAUACUUCAUUCACUUGUUAUUCUAGGGGUGUUGACUGAAAAUUUACCUACUGAAUAGGGAACAGUGCAAACCAUGAUCGGCAUGCUCAGACGUGUAGGCUGAUCUUGGUCUGCACUGGUCGCAAAGACAAAUUCACUUGCCACCAGCAGGCUAAAGGUUAAAUUUUAGAGGCUAAAUUUUCAUUAAAAAUUUGGCUGAUUAGAGUGCAACUCUGAUUUUCCAACUUGUAGCAUUGGUGUGGGCCUUGAUUUUUUAAUAAAUUUCAGGGGAGACAAUUCAUACUUUUUUCUUACUUGAAGAAUUUGUGAUACUUUUUAAUGAACUAUGUUGUUUCUGUUUGUGAUCUAUUUUAUUCUCUAGUCACUUAGUUACGCCAUUUCUUACAAUCAGUACAUUGUCAGAGUUCAGUUUUCUUGUUAGAUAAAGUAAAUAUUUGCUUCAACAUUCACUAACAUUAGCCAAACUGAUUGUUUACUUUAACAUUCAGUGACAUCCACUUUGUUAACAUUCUCUAUGAUGAUGAAAGUCAUCCUUAAAAAUCAUUUACCAGACUGAUUUCUGUUGAGAAGUCAUACCUGCAUCUUAAUAUACAUGUACAAGCAAUAAACUUGUUGAUUUGUGAUAUUCUGAACUAUUUUUGACUAUCUGUGUACAUUGUAUUUUUGUUCCAUAAUGUUUUCAUGUUGUCUAAAUGUAAAAAGUACAUUUAUGCAUAAUAUCAUAUAUGGAGCUGCUUAUAUUCUUUGUAGUUAAUGUGUGAUUUACUGUAGAUAAGGUAUUACUUGCAAUGACAUUAUUUUUGCUUAUAUUUGUAAACUUUGCCACUUGCAAAUUUAAACUUCCAUUUUGUCCGAAUGUCCUGUACUUACAUGUAAGUCAUUUUAUUUCUUGGGCAUAGAAUAACAUUUUUUUUGAGGGGUGUGUGUGUGGGAUGGGGGAGGUGGGGUGUGGGGAUUGCAACACAGCUAUUUCAUAUGAAUUUAUGGAGUUCAGUUUUUGAAGGUGAAAUGAAUGCUAUUUUUUUUUGGUGUUUUUGGCAAUACAUUUGAUGGAUUGACGUAACCACAAAUUCCAUGAAAAUUAUUCCCUAAUGAAUAAUAAUGAAUUUACGGUAGUAUACACCUUUAUUGUUUUAGCCUAGUAAAAUCCAAAUUCAUUAUGUUAAUGUUUUUUUAACACCUGUUAAAGCAAUGUCACAAAUGAUGUCACACAUCCAAUAUUAAAUGUAUACAUCAAUAUUGAAAAAUAUUGACAUUUCAGUUUCUGUUCUUCAAAAGGCAGUAUUAAAUGAUAAAUUACCAGUCACAAAUUCUUGGCAAGGUAAAUAUUGCUGCUUGCUGAUUAUCAAACUGUGAAAUAAAGCCAAACAUACUCUGUGUUUUGCCAAAAUAAAUUAAAUAUGUGAUAUGUAAAUUUACAUGUGUACAAGUUGUUUACUGAUAAAAAUUUGGUUUUCCAUUUGAAAUACAUGGCUUUAUUAAUUAUUUUUUUCUGUGUGUUAAAACGUUUGUGAAUAUUUCGUGACUGUAUAUAUAUAAUAUACAACACAUAAUUCUUAAAAAUGUGUGAAGAAUUAUAUAUAUAUUUAUAUAUAUGUUACUCAGAUUAAAAGGUGUUCAUUAUGAAUCUAGAGCAGGGAAUGUCUAGCUUAUCUGCAGUUUUUUCUAUGUAUUGUCACUACAUACAAGUUUUUUCUAUGUUUUAUGCAGUUCUGAGAAAGUGGAAUGUUUGAAGCAAUGUAAGAUUUAAUUUGGUUACCUUUUUUUAUAGAUAUGUAAUAAAAUGUUGCUGGACAAUAUUUCUAUGUUUUCUUCAUGUUAUUUCUGUUUGUGUUUUGAAAACAGUUGUGCAAUGAGCCACGCCAUGAGAAAACCAACAUAGUGCGUUUGCGACCAGCAUGGAUCAUAACCAGCCUACGCAUCCGCGCAGUCUGGUCAGGAUCCAUGCUAUUCGCUAACAGUUUCUCUAAUUGCAUUAGGCUUUGAAAGCGAACAGCAUGGAUCCUGACCAGACUGCGCAAAUGCACUACAUUGGUUUUCUCAUGUUGAAUUUAAAGGGGCCUGCCCACAAAUUAAUGUAGUGGACCCAUCAUGACAGUUGCUUAAUUACUUAUUUAGUCGGAAAUUUUCCAGUUUUUACAGAAGUAGAUUUUGUCACAAUCAUGUCCAAAGAAUGCUGAACACCUAACAACCCAGUCACACGGAAAUUGUUGAGUCUUUACAGCUUCAGUACCUUUAAAAGUGAAUAGUGCUGCAUCAAAUUCUAUUUAAAUAUCUUUUUUUGCUAGUCUGAUUUUUAAAAAAAAUUCUAUUAGGUAUUGUCGUCACUUGAUUGUCGGCGUUGGCGUUGGUUAAAUUUUUUGUUUAGGUCCACCUUUUCUCAAAAACUAUAAAAAGAAUAGCUUUGAAAUGUUGCAAACUUAUUUAUCAUCACUAGUUGACUAUGUAGGCCAAGAACCAUAACUCUGAUAAGCAUUUUGAUAGAAUUAUGACCCUUUUUGUACUAUGAAAAGUUGAAUUUCUUGGUUAAAAUUUUUGUUUGAGUCAACUUUACUUGAAUACUAAAAGAACACUAACUUUGAAACUUUGCAGACUUGUUUAUCAUCAUUACACGAGUACGUAGGCCAAGAGCCAAUAAGUCUGAUAUGCAUUUUGUCUGAAUUAUGGACCUUUAUGUUUUUGAAUUUCUUUUUAUUUAUGUCCACUUUUCUUGAAUUCUAUAAAAGCUAUAGCUUAGAAACUUUGUACACUUGUUUGUUAUCAUUAAUUUAGUAAAUCGGUCAAGAACCAUAACUCUGUCUUGCAUUUUGUCAGAAUUAUGGGCCUUUUUAACUUAAAAGAUCAGUAUUUCUUGGUUGCCUUUUUUGUUAAGUUCACUAUUCUUGAGUACUUGUUAUAGCUGUGAAACUUCAUACAUUUUUUUGUCAUUUACUAAGAUGAGUAAAAGGGCCAAGAACCACUGACUCUUUCCUUGCAUAUUGUCUAGUACUUACAGACAAGUGAUGGCACCUGCAGGCGGUGCUCUUGUUAGGACUAACAAUAAAUACUGUUUAUCUUUGAUAUUUUAUUGACUAGCAAUUGCUGUCUUUUUCAAAAUAUUUGAUAUUGUGAUGUACUUCAGGAGGCAAGCCCCUUUAAUGCUGCUUUCAAUAUUAUGUUGUUUUUAGAGUGACGAAAUCAUAAUUCCGAUGCCUGUUAUAUACCUGUUUGUGUCAUAUUUGCUAAGUGCAAUAUUAAAAUCUCAGUUGCAGUCAGUUUAAGGUAGUUAUGCAUCUUUUAUAAAACUCGGAAGUCAUGACAGAUGUCAUUUAUGCAAGACUUAGAAUAAUACCUUGAACACAGAGUUCUAUAUGGAAUUUAGGGAAAAGUAAUAACUAUCACAGCUAAAGAUUUAAUAUGUUGUAUUGAUAUAAAUAUGUUCACACAUAAAAUAAUACAAAAUUCUGGUAAAGUAGCACUUUAACAUAUAUAUAUAUUUCAACCGGUGAUCAUUUACAACUUGUUUGUAACGGGUAGAUUAUGUCAAAAAAUACUGAUUUUCCGAUAGGCUGUGAAUAUAGAAAGAACGUAACAGAUUUUACAAAUUUACGAAGAGUAAAAAAAAACUCAUUAACCGAUUUUUAGCUCACCUGAGCAAUGCUCAGGUGAGUUUUUCUGAUCGCUCGAUGUCCGGCAUCCAUCGUCUGUCGUCUGUCAACAUUUAGCUUGUGUAUGCGAUAGAGGCUAUAUUUUUCAAUAAUCUUCAUGAAUAUUGGUCAGAAUGAUAACCUUGAUGAAAUCUAGGCCGAGUUCGAAAAUGGGUCAUCUCGGGUCAAAAACUAGGUCACUAGGUCAAAUCAAAGAAAAACCUUGUGUAUGCAAUAGAUGCUGUAUUUUUCAAUUAUUCUUCAUGAAUAUUGGUCAGAAUGAUAACCUUUAUGAAAUCUAGACCGAGUUCGAAAAUGGGUUAUCUCGGGUCAAAAACUAGGUCACUAGGUCAAAUCAAAGAAAAACCUUGUGUAUGCGAUAGAGGCGGUAUUUUUCAAUUAUUCUUCAUGAAUAUUGGUCAGAAUGAUAACCUCGAUGAAAUCUAGGCCGAGUUUGAAAAUGGGUCAUCUCGGGUCAAAAACUAGGUCACUAGGUCAAAUCAAAGAAAAACCUUGUGUAUGAGAUAGAGGCUGUAUUUUUCAAUUGAUCUUCAUGAGUAUUGGUCAGAAUGAUUGCUUUGAUGAAAUCUAGACCGAGUUCGAAAAUGGGUCAUCUCGGGUCAAAAACUAGGUCACUAGGCCAAAUCAAAGAAAAACCUUGUGUAUGCGAUAGAGGCGGUAUUUUUCAAUUGAUCUUCAUGAAUUUUGAUCAGAAUGAUUACCUUGAUAAAAUCUAGGCUGAGUUUGAAAAUGGGUCAUCUGGGUUCAAAAACUAGGUCACUAGGUCAAGUCAAGGAAAAACCUUGUGUAUGCGAUAGAGGCUGUAUUUUUCAAUUGAUCUUCAUGAAUUUUGGUCAGAAUGAUAACCUUGAUGAAAUUUAGACCAAGAUCGAAAAUGGGUCAUCUGGGGUCAAAACUAGGUCACUAGGUUAAAUCAAAGAAAAACUUUGUGUAUGCAAUAGAGGCUGUAUUUUUCAACUGAUCUUCAUGAAAUUUAGCCAGAAUGAUUACCUUAAUAAAAUCUAGGCCGAGUUCGAAAAUGGGUCAUCUGGGAUCAAAAACUAGGUCACUAGAUCAAAUCGAAGAAAAACAUUGUGUAUGCAAUAGAGGAUGUAUUUUUCAAUUGAUCUUCAUGAAAUUUGGUCAGGAUGAUUGCCUUAAUGAAAUCUAGGUCGAAUUUGAAUAUGGGUCAUCUGAGGUCAAAAACUAGGUCACUUGGUCAAAUCAAAGAAAAAACUUGUGUAUGUGAUAGAGGCUGUAUUUUUCAAUUGAACUUCAUGAAUUAGGUCAGAAUGAUUGCCUUGAUAAAAUCUAGGUCGAGUUUGAGCAUGGGUCAUCUAGGGUCAAAAACUAGGUCAUAUCUAAGAAAAUGCUUGUUUUAUCGUAAGAGACCAAUUUUUUGGUCCAAUCUUAAUGAAAAUUUGUCAGAAUAUUUGUUUCCAUGAAAUCACUAGGUCAAACAUGUUUUACACUGUUAUGGUGUGUUUCUUAGGUGAGCGACCUAGGGCCAUCUUGGCCCUCUUGUUUCUGUUUGCUUCAUUUUUGCUGAAUUAUAUCAUAUCCUAUAUUUCAGAAAAUAUUUUGGUUUGAACAUGCAUUACAACCUUUCACACAUACAUGUAUAUAUCUGCAUUUUGUGCAGGUAGUAAAGGGAACAACUGUUUGAAUCACAUAAUCUGUAACAUUGGUAGCUUCCUUCAUUGUAAAAUCGUAACCUUUUUAUUAUUCACACAUUAACAGUUUGUCUUCUGCAUAUUUCUGUGAUGUUUUUUUCAUGUGAAUUUAGUGUGGUCUGGAAUUAAAAUAUCUUAACUUUUCAAUUUAUUUUUGCAAAUAAAGGUACUUCUUUUAGAAGA
Molecule: messenger RNA, 15494 nt
Organism: Mercenaria mercenaria
Lineage: Eukaryota; Metazoa; Mollusca; Bivalvia; Venerida; Veneridae
Product: sterol O-acyltransferase 1-like
Exons: 9
Coding region: 1-1041 (346 amino acids)
Biological process (GO): cholesterol metabolic process
Cellular component (GO): endoplasmic reticulum membrane
Source: RefSeq, a predicted model, not a curated record